This is a messenger RNA of Suncus etruscus (white-toothed pygmy shrew), 1160 nucleotides long. RefSeq names its product F-box and leucine rich repeat protein 15 (gene FBXL15). Gene Ontology annotation, biological process: SCF-dependent proteasomal ubiquitin-dependent protein catabolic process. The record is from RefSeq and is a predicted model, not a curated record. The coding region runs from base 132 to 1034 and encodes 300 amino acids. The transcript has 4 exons. Gene Ontology annotation, molecular function: protein binding. Lineage: Eukaryota; Metazoa; Chordata; Mammalia; Eulipotyphla; Soricidae. Gene Ontology annotation, cellular component: SCF ubiquitin ligase complex.
GCUCGAUCCGGCUCGCCCGUUCUCGGCGAGACGGCGCUCGAUUGAACCGGUCUGUUCUUCCGCGGGCGGGAGGCGGGCUCGCAGCGGCCGCUCCAAGGCCACGGCCGCAGCGUCGUGCGCACGCGCAGCAGAUGGAGCCGUCAAUGGAGCCGUCCGGAGGGGAGCAAGAGCCCCGAGCCGUGAGGCUCCUGGACCUGCCCUGGGAAGACGUCUUGCUCCCGCACGUCCUGCGUCUCGUCCCGCUGCGCCAGCUGCUCCGGCUGCAGCGCGUCAGCCGGGCCUUCCGGGCGCUCGUGCAGCUGCACCUGGCGGGGCUGAGGCGCUUCGAUGCGGCGGAGCUGGGCCCGCAGAUCCCGCGGGCCGCCUUGGCAUGGCUGCUGCGGGACGCCGAAGGGCUGCAGGAGCUGGCGCUGGCGCCCUGUCACGACUGGCUUUCGGACGAGGACCUGCUGCCCGUGCUGGCGCGGAACCCGCAGCUGCGGAGCGUGGCGCUGGCCAGCUGCGGGCAACUGAGCCGCCGCGCCCUGGGGGCUCUGGCCGAAGGCUGCCCCCGCCUGCAGCGCCUGUCGCUGGCGCACUGUGACUGGGUGGACGGGCUGGCCCUGCGCGGCCUGGCCGAUCGCUGCCCUGCCCUCGAGGACCUGGACCUCACGGCCUGCCGGCAGCUCAAGGACGAAGCCAUCGUGUACCUGGCGCAGAGGCGCGGGGCCAGCCUCCGCAGCCUCUCACUCGCCGUCAACGCCAACGUGGGGGACCCCGCCGUCCAGGAGUUGGCCCGCAACUGCCCGCAACUGCAGCAUCUUGACCUGACCGGUUGCCUCCGCGUCGGAUGCGACGGCAUCAGGACCUUGGCAGAGUACUGCCCAGCGCUCCGUUCGCUGCGAGUCCGACACUGCCACCAAGUGGCCGAGCCCAGCCUGAGCCGCUUGCGGAAACGGGGAGUGGACAUCGAUGUGGAGCCACCGCUGCACCAAGCCCUGGUGCUGCUGCAGGACAUGGUCGGCUUUGCACCCUUUGUCAACCUGCAGGUCUAACCAACUCUCCAGGGACACAGCUGGACUGUGUGGCCAGGCCUAACUGUAAGCUGGAGGGAAACCGAACUAUGGGGGCUGAAGCCUGGCCCUAUCUGGAGCACCCAAUAAAGAGCUUUUUACCCCUUU